UCAAAUUUAUCGAUAACUUUGCAGAACUAUCGGACGCCGAAACCAAAACAAAAGCAAAAAACAAAUACAUUUUCAGCCGAAAAAUAAAAAAUAAGAAUAAACAUAAAUGGCUACCGAAGUGGAGCCCGCAAAUACGGCGGACAAGUUUUCCGCCAAUGCCGAGGAGCUGGAGAGCUAUUAUCUGAUGCUGGAGAACGGCAGCAUACCGGAAUUGCAGUGGCAGUUCCCCGGACGGAGGCCGCCAUCGCCGGACGUUGGUGGUGGCGUCGGGCCCAGCGCCGCCAGCAAGGAACUGGAGCAGACUGUUGGCGAAACCAUAGAACAGGAGCCCCAGAAGGCGCAGAACGACUUCGAUUUCAGCGACGAUGUGGCGCCCACACAAAUGCGAGUCCGGAGCCAGACCUCCACGCCCAAGUCGGCCAAGAAGAAGACCGCCAACUUUGCCGGCGUUAUGGAGACCCUGAAGAAGAAGAACGCCGAGAGCUCCUAGCAUAUGCUGAAGUUCUGAUGUAAUCCCACCAAGGGUACUUGGGAGUACAUCCGAUUCUAGCCGAAAUUCAUUUUAAAUUUUAAUUUUAAAUGUUAAAAAACAAGUAUUUAAAAGAAGAUCUAAAUGUUAAAUGGAUAUUUAGGUCAGCUUUUAAAUGUUUAUUUUUUUAGAAGAUUUUUUACUCUUUUUUUUCUUAAAAAAUUUUACUUUUCUACUCAUAUUUUCUGCAAUUGAUUAUUUUUUUGGAAUGUACAUUUAUUAGUUAAGAAUAUAAAUAGCAUAAGUAAUUAUUAAGAAGAGCUUUUAAUUUUAAUUAUAAUUUAAACAAAGUAAUAGCUAAGCUGUGCAAUUUAUAAUUUUUUUAAUAAGAUUUUCUUUGAAAUUAUGAACCAAAAAUUAAUUCAAAACUGUAUAAAAUAGUAUAGAAAAUUUUACAAAUUUUAGAUAUAAAAUUUAAGAGAUUAAACAUAAAUUUAAUAAUAAAUAAGAAAUAUAUUAGUUCUUACCUUUAAAACAAGAGAGAUGGAUGAUAAAAAUUUCCCCCUAAUGCCAUCUCUUUCGUUCUGGGAUAUUUAAAAAAAAAAAUGAAAAACUCAAUAAGCAAUUAAACACGUAAGAAAAUUGAUUUAUUUGCGGAAAUAUCCAUUUCAUUUAAGACGAAUAAUAAGUUAUUGUGCCAGCGGGUGUGUGUUGCUUUUGUAUACAGAAUUGUAUAUAGAAUAUAUAUAGUGAUACAGAGGUGUA
Molecule: messenger RNA, 1234 nt
Organism: Drosophila ananassae
Lineage: Eukaryota; Metazoa; Arthropoda; Insecta; Diptera; Drosophilidae
Gene: Pa1
Exons: 2
Coding region: 107-490 (127 amino acids)
Source: RefSeq, a predicted model, not a curated record